This is a messenger RNA of Oryza brachyantha (malo sina), 736 nucleotides long. Its product is annotated as heavy metal-associated isoprenylated plant protein 16-like. Gene Ontology annotation, molecular function: metal ion binding. The record is from RefSeq and is a predicted model, not a curated record. NCBI's taxonomy places the organism in Eukaryota, Viridiplantae, Streptophyta, Magnoliopsida, Poales, Poaceae. Bases 155 to 502 code for a protein of 115 amino acids. The transcript is spliced from 2 exons.
CUCUCGCUCGAUCCUAGCGGCCAGCGUGCUGCGUCUGCAUUGCAAACGACCAAUUCGACGUUUUGGUCUCUUGUCCGAUCGAUCGAUAAUCCGAUAGAUAUAUAUAUAUAUAUAUAUAUAUAUCGUUGGCAUAUCACUGUACGACGCGAUCAACAUGAAGCAAAAGAUCGUGAUCAAGGUGAGCAUGCCGUGCGAGAAGAGCAGGUCCAAGGGCAUGGCGCUGGUGGCGAGGGUGUCCGGCGUGAGCUCGGUGGAGGUGACCGGCGACUGCAGGGACCGGCUGCAGGUGGUCGGCGACGGCGUGGACCCGGUCUGCCUGGUCCACUGCCUCCGCAAGAAGGUCGGCCACGCCGAGAUCGUGCAGGUGGAGGAGGUGAAGGCGGAGGAGAAGAAGCCCGAGCCCCCCAAGCCCGUGCCGUGCUACUACCCUCCUCCCUCCUGCUACUACGGCCACCACCAGGUGGUCGCCUGCGAGGAGCCGAGCCCCUGCUCCAUCAUGUAAUUAAUCACCAGACACCGAUCGAUUUUUUUUUUUGCACUGGUUUCUUCGUCAAUUACGUACACUUACAGAUCAUCGAGUGAAUGAAUUGAAUCAUAUCAAGCAAUUGAAAAUGUCGAAUCGUAUCCUCCAGAGAGAGAAAAUUCACAGCACGAUUAUCUGCGUCCUCGUGAAGUUCGGACAGGGACGUGAUUUUUUGUAAAGAAAAAGGCAUGAUAUAGUAUUAUCAUGACGAAA